Messenger RNA from Cololabis saira (Pacific saury), 3030 nucleotides. RefSeq names its product terminal uridylyl transferase 1, U6 snRNA-specific (gene tut1). The record is from RefSeq and is a predicted model, not a curated record. Gene Ontology annotation, cellular component: mitochondrion. Gene Ontology annotation, molecular function: RNA binding; poly(A) RNA polymerase activity; zinc ion binding. Bases 97 to 2484 code for a protein of 795 amino acids. Lineage: Eukaryota; Metazoa; Chordata; Actinopteri; Beloniformes; Belonidae. The transcript is spliced from 10 exons.
CACAAAUGCAGAGGGAAGCGCGCGGGCUUAAACUUAUGACUGCAGUGUUUUGGUAUUUUCCCUGUAUUAUUAACAAAUACUUGAACUAUUAGCAUCAUGUCAACGGACACAGAUAUACAAAUGAGUCCUAAAGGGUUUCACUGCAAGCUGUGUAACGUCAACUUGCCGAACACGGCGAGCUUGGAUCAGCACGUGAAGGGGCGGAAGCAUCAAACUCUCAGCACUGUUCGGGCCACCAGGAAGACCCAGGAGGACCACAGUGUGUUUGUCAGUGGCAUCACACCUGAAAUCUCUCAGACGGACCUCGCUGAGUACUUCCAGCCUUUUGGGAAUGUUGCAGACAUUAUCAUGGAUAAAGACAAGGGUGUGUUUGCCAUCGUGCAGUUCAGCGAGACUGAAGGUGCACAAGCAACUCUGUCCCGUGUGGAGCACCAGAUGAAAGGCCUGAAGCUGCGAGUCAAACCUCGGGAAAAGAAGGAGUUCAAGCUUAUUCCUAAGAAGAAGAAUGACCCCCAGAACCUCCAACAAGUUCUUGAUCGUCUUAAACCUCAACUGUGUCAGUUAGCAUCUGUGGAUGCACAGAUGCAGUAUGUAGUUGAGAGAUUUCAGCUGGGGGAGAAUGAAAAGAAGGCCCGGGAAUUGCUUGUUCAACUCCUGCAAGAGGUUUUUGUGGAAUUCUUUCCAGACAGUCAGGUUCUGCCAUUUGGGUCGUCUGUCAACACUUUUGGCAUCCACUCCUGUGACUUGGACCUUUUCAUGGACCUUGAAAACACCAAGGUGUUCCAAGCCCGAGCCAAAUCCACCACAGAGCAGGCAGGUGAAGGUAUGUCAGAUGACGGCUGCUCUGAGGACUCCAUCCUAUCAGACAUUGACCUGUCCACAGCCUCUACAGCUGAGGUGCUGGAGCUCGUUGCAACCAUCCUGAAACGCUGCGUCCCCAGUGUGCACAAAGUCCACGUGGUCAGCACCGCUCGUCUCCCCGUCGUCAAGUUCCAUCACCGCGAGCUUAACCUGCACGGGGACAUUACCCUUAACAACAGGUUAGGAGUAAGGAACACCCGAUUUCUCCAACUGUGUUCAGGGAUAGAGGACAGACUGAGGCCUCUAGUUUACACCAUCCGCUACUGGGCCAAGCAGAAGCAGCUUGCUGGUAAUCCCAGUGGUGCUGGUCCCCUCCUCAACAACUACGCUCUGACACUGAUGCUCAUCUUCUACUUGCAAAACUGCAAGCCUCCAGUCCUCCCCACAGUGGACCAGCUGAAAGACAUGGCCUGCGAGGAGGAAGAGUGUGUGAUUGAGGGCUGGAACUGCACUUUCCCCAGUCAACCUAUCGCAGUGCCCCCGAGCAAGAACACCCAGGACCUCUGCUCCCUGCUCACUGGCUUCUUCUCCUUCUAUGCAAAAUUUGAUUUUGCCAGUUGCGUCAUAUCCCCCAGGGAGGGGCGUGCACUUCCAGUCACAGAUUUCCUCGGUCAGAUUGUUGAGGAAGAGGCGAUGCAAGAGGAACAGCACAAGGCCCAUCACCAACACCCCAAACUGGGCCCCAUAAAUCUCUUGGAUCCUUUUGAGCUUUCCCACAACGUGGCUGGAAACCUGAACGAGCGCUCUCAGGGGAGAUUCCAGAGGGAGUGCCAGGAGGCUGAGAAGUACUGCCGCAGCCUGCAGUACCAGCACAAGUCGGCCAAGGGGAAGUCAUGGGGACUGGUGCGCUUAUUUACCCCACAGGGGGAAAUCCAAAAUACUAAAACAGAACAGCUGACUAUCAGCAUCCCCUUCAAUUCAGCAUCUCUCCCCGAGGCGCUGCGUAAUGAGUUGCACAAGGCGGGGGAUGCUUUCCGGCUCCUGUGGUUCCGGCAGGUUUGCUCUGCUGUGGAGGGAGUCAUGAAAACUGUUCUCAAGUGCAACCUAGCUGUAUCCAAAGAUGAUGUAGAUGAUGAUGAUGCAGUUGCUGCUGAAGAAAUGGAAACUACAAUCUCUUCCCACACGUCAUCAAUGAACGACAGCUUCGAGUGUGUUGAAUCUCCGAGCAAAACCGGGCCCGAGGGCGCAUUCGUUGUUGGAGCCAAGAGGCCGCUGUCUUCCGACAGUGAUACUCCGGUGUCACCUCAAGGCAAAAAGCAACGAAUGAGAAAGCCUGGAUCCCCUCCGUGGAUCUGUGUACAGAAGCACAUGGUGUGGGCAGGUAGGAGGAAAGUGAGAAGGGUGCUCAUCAAAGACACAGACUCCAGGCCCGAGGGCAGCUGCGUGGAGCUGGAGUCCCAGGUCACAGCGUACAUCACUGAAAAAGAACCAGAACUUAAAGAGCCUCUGGAGUUCAGAGUCCAGCCCCGGAUGAUGGGUGGGACAGAAAGCACACGGGUAGUGCUCAACUUCAAGCCUCGCAGCGACAGAGCAGGAGUUUUUCAAGACUUCUUUCAUUUUCUGGAAGUGUUUUUGCCCAAGAUGGUUGAUACGCUGCUGGAGAAAGAAGUUGGUAGUGCUUAGGUCAUCUGAACCUAAUGCUAUGUUCAAAAAAGGAAGAAAAAAAAAAGCAAUGUCUGAAACCUGAGGUUCUUCUGGAAAACACAAACAAAAAAAGCCCUUCUUAGUCUGAAGAAACUAACACAGAAUUAAAAAAAAUUAAAAAGUCUUCUGCCUUCAUAGUGAAUUACUGAUUUUUCAUACAUGUAAAUAUUUUCUUUUUUUUCUCUAAAAUUGUAAAGGUUUGCUGGGAAAAGUUGAUGAGACCGUCCAGAAUUGUGAACCAAACCUGUCACAUCAGUACAUAAUGAGUUAAAAUGAGGUUGGUUCUGGUUCUGCUUUUAAAAACAGAACCUCAUUAAUUUCACGUGAAAUUAAUCCACCAGAAUGGAAAUGAAAGAGAGCUUUUUUGAACUUGGUUUUUUAUUUAAACAUCUGUGUUUUACAAUGAUUUAAAUAUUGAACUUGUUAGACUAUUAAGUCUGUAAUUGUUUUCUGUUUUUAUACUGUACUUAAAAGAUCAUAUUAUUUUAGGAGAAUAUUGUUUGAAGUUCAAUACUUUGCUUUGUU